This is a messenger RNA of Pecten maximus, 3126 nucleotides long. Its product is annotated as liprin-alpha-2-like. Bases 93 to 1451 code for a protein of 452 amino acids. The record is from RefSeq and is a predicted model, not a curated record. The transcript is spliced from 6 exons. NCBI's taxonomy places the organism in Eukaryota, Metazoa, Mollusca, Bivalvia, Pectinida, Pectinidae.
CUGGUUACAAGACGAUGAAAAAUGUUUACAAAUGGCUGUCUUCGAUCAUGCAGUGCGUUAAAUUAGACUAGUCCCCAGUUUUAUAACCAACGAUGGGGUCCGGGGGAAGUAAAUCUAGUCAGGUGCAGGCAGUCCAUUUUGAACCAGAAAGAGACAAAUCAGAGUCCAGACCAUCUUCUGGCAGCAUCAAGCGGACCCAAUCCAGGAACUCCAAAGUUGAGAAUGGCGUAAUUGAAGAUGUGGAUAGUAAAUUACAAGCAGCACAGAAGAAGAUAUUGGAACUAGAAAAACAGUUGGCCGAGACAGAGAGUGAGAACCUGGACUUACAGGACCGUGUCCAGGGGCUGGAAUGUCAGCUUGACCAGUCAUCUCGACUACAAACUGUCCAGGAAGUGGAAGAACCUCAGGAUCUAACAGAGACCUUUAGAGCCAAGGACAUGCUCAUAGCUAACACAGAGAAGGAAAAGAAAGCUCUUCAGACAGAAUUCACCAAAAUGAAAAACCGUUACAGGAAGCGGAUCAAGACUUUGAUGAACCAAGUAGCUGAAGCCAAACAGGAGCAGUCAAUCCAGAUGUUUGAGCUACGAGACGAGAUCACUCGGCUGCGGGAAGAAAACAGGAAAGUUAGAGAAAAGAGUAGUUCUGCUUCCAGUAAGACCUCUACUGAAGAACUUCAAGGUUCAAACAAAAUGAUGAUUGUGUUGGAACUUUCCAAUCAGGUUUCUGAGCAAGCAAGUACAAUCAGUAAACUGGAGCGAGAAAACCAAGAGAAACAACUGAUAAUUGACAAACUUUUAACAGAGACUAAGAAUGGAACUAAAGCAAAAUACUUCUCCUUACUAAGCCAAGAAGAGAUGGAAAAGGAUAAAGAAAUAGAGGAAAGAAAUUCUUUACAGAAAUUAUCUUCUGGCUUAGGACAAUAUAAAAAACCUCCUUUGUUCGGAGGGGUUGAUAGAAAACAAGACAAUGACAUUGAGGACGAACGAAAUUGUUCUGGUGCUAGUAGGGAUUCGGGGCUGGGAUCUGCUGGCAGAAAUAGUAAAAAUCCUCCAAAGUUAACCCGAGGUUCAUCAAAACUGUCCACACUGUCAGACUCGGAUUGGGAGUCGGAUGAGCCGUUGUCUGUACAGUCUAAAAUUCGUAGUGCUCCAGCUGAUGUCCAAGCCAAGCGGACAGCUUCCAGGUGUAGUACACUCAGUAAUAAAACUGUAGAAGAUGAUGGUAUAUCAGUAGAUGAUAGUGCCUCUGUAUCAUCAAUGACCAAAAAAUCAAAGAAAAUGUCAUACCUUCAACGAAGAUUUCGACCGGACAUUGGACAUGGGGACACUACAAGGUCACCACUGCCUGCUAUGAAUGCAUUUGAGAAAGAGAGCAUUUCAGAAAAAAAUCAUUUUUUCCUCACCCAGACUGAUUCCCCUAUUAGUGAAUCAGACCCUGUGAUGGCAUAUUAAACUCAUAUACCCAACCUUCGAUUCCCCUCCAGUCUGUCUCUCAACAUAUUCUUUCCUACAAAAAAUCACUCUGUGCUUUCACUUUUUGAAAAAAAUUAUAUUCAGUGGAUGAUGCCAACAUGAAAUCAGUGAAGUGUUUAUGUCUUGGACAGGAAUGUUGAGAUGAAGUUUAAAAUUGUUCUUUGUUCUUUGAUUGUAAAAGUCUGAUAAGAUAUAUAUUACAGAGAGAUUGAGAUGUACAAGUAAAUGUAAAGUAAGAAACCAGAGACAUCUAAUACUUCAUACUUAAUACCUUCACCUCAUUUCCCUAUUACAGUAUUGUACCCUAUAUAUAUACAUGUCUAUAUGCCAGUUCUGUUUUGAUAUCUACCCGGUACAUUUUUUAUUAUUGCUUCUUAAUUUGUUUAGUUUGUUUAUACAAACAUUACAACAGUAUUAUGUUUUCAAUGAUAAAGACGUCCACUCAUUAAUAACUGGUAGUAUUUAAUCAUGGAGUUGUGUUGUUUAAUUGUACAGAGAAAUAAAUAAAAAGAAAUCUAGAAAUACUAGGAUGGGGAGAGGUGCGGAAAUGAGGAAGUAGGGGGUGAGGAAGUGCGAGGGAUUUUAUAAUUUGUAUACAAUGUUUCAGUAUAUACCUUGUAAUUUUAAGAUUUUUUUUCUCAAAAGUUUCACUUUUAUUCCGCCUAGCUCAUUUAUAAAUAUAUUUAUUCCAAUUCCGUCCAGCACAUUUAUAAAUAAUAAUGCAUAUACAUGAUGUAUUCUUAUUUAUAAUAUAUAUUCAUAUACAUAAGAUAUUUAUAGAGGCUGUCAAGAAUGGGGUUCAUGUAUACCUUCACCAAAGGCUGAAUCAUGGCAACAUCUUCCUUAUCAUGUCCCUGGAAUGGCUAUUUUUUUCAUUUCCUUAAAAGGUUACUCAAAUCAAAGCAGAGUCCAGCAAAUCUUAGGUAUUUUGCGUCUAUUAAAACCCUCCUGAAAUACUCAAAUACUAAAAGUUAAUACAUGUACUAUGUCUAAUCUGAAAUACCCAAUGUCGUAAAAAGUCAUAGCAACUAAAACAAAAUAUAUACCAUAUUUAAAAGGAUUUAUUGUUUUUCUAUAAUUGGUUGUGCUAGUAUUACAAUUGUAGAUAUGGGAAAAAUACACAAAGUUGAUCAGAAUGGGGAAAACUAAAAUUGGGAUAGCCCUGUAUUGGUCUUGGUAUACAUUAACGUACCUUAGAGCCAUGGUGAAGUUAAGUUGGACAUACAAAGAUUUUUUUUCAGAAUGUAACAAUAUUGCAGUGGAGCUAUCUUUAACAUCAGUAAUUUGUGAUAAUUCCUUGUGGUUUGUGUUUUAUAUAUAUAUAUCUAGUUUAAAGUUUGGUAAGUUUUAUGAGGCAAUUUUGAAAAUUGGUGAUGUUUGAUGUAUUGAGUAAUUGCUAGUAUUAAACAGACAUAUUUUGUGACACAGAUCAUUGAUUUACUGUGAUAUAAUCCAUCCAGUGUUUUCAGUAAUGAUAACACAUCUGUGUUUUAAACAUGAUUAUAGACUUACCACUUCAGAUGUUCAGGUGAGUGUCAAGUACGAUAUAUACAUGUAUAUGAUUCUGAUCAAGGUGUGGUUUGUUUAUAUAUACACACACGCCUUAAAUCUUCUUCUGUUACAAAAACUUAUUAAACUGUUGAUUUAAAUUUAA